Messenger RNA from Pollicipes pollicipes, 745 nucleotides. RefSeq lists its product as uncharacterized. The record is from RefSeq and is a predicted model, not a curated record. The transcript is spliced from 2 exons. The coding region runs from base 170 to 745 and encodes 191 amino acids. Lineage: Eukaryota; Metazoa; Arthropoda; Thecostraca; Pollicipedomorpha; Pollicipedidae.
GUCGGAGGACGUGAGCGGGUCGCUGUGCGGAGUGACGAGCGUGUCACCGUGCUGGGGUCGAGACCGGGCGUUGCCCUGAGCCGUCAGUCGCAUCGGACCCACGGAAAGCAACCAGCUGGCGCCAUCCCAGUGACGUCCGUCAGCCAGCGCGCGGCGGCGUGACAUCGCCAUGACCCCGGACGCGUCGUCGUUGCUGGGCCAGGUCACGUGGUCGGACGAGGCGGCGUCGCUGGCCGAACUGCUGCAGCGCCACGAGCUGCCGCUGCUGGUGAAGGUGCAGAAGGGCCAGUACCUGAGCCUGGGCCCGGGCGGCCUCUCCAGCCUCGGCGUGCACAGCACACUGCUGCUGACCUCCGGCGGCCGCCGGCGCCGGCUGCUUGCCCAGGCCGUCAAAUUCAAGGACAGCAGGCGCAUGGUGCCGGUCGGUCAGAAGCUGCUCAUCCCGGACACCUUUGACGGCCUGUUCGAGAUCCUGAGCGAGGAGGGCCGCUCGGUGCGCGCCAUCGAGGGCGUGGCCGAGCUGGCGCGUCUCUUCCCCGACUCGUGCAUCGUGCGCUGCAGCUGCAAGGCUUUCGUCUCCAAGUCGGACAGCGUGGACACGAUCACGGAGCGCACGCGCACGCUGCAGAGCGGUGAGACGCUCGUGCUGGUGGGCGAGGUGGUGCGGCCGCGCGGCCGUGGGCCGGCCCGCUUCCUGCGCUGCUUCGACAGCAGCGGCGAGAAGUCUACCUGCCGCACGAGCUGA